Dujonia railenensis is the source of this 2136-nucleotide messenger RNA. The record is from the annotation of a GenBank genome assembly. NCBI's taxonomy places the organism in Eukaryota, Fungi, Ascomycota, Pichiomycetes, Serinales, Debaryomycetaceae.
AUGAACUACUUCAAAUUAGUAUUACUCAUUCAUCUCGGGUACACGUUGGCGGAAGAUCCUGAAUUAGUGCACCACCUAGAUCAACUUGGAUACAAAGCAUGCAAAGAUAUUAUAGAGAAAAACGCUAUUCUCUUUGACAAAAAAGAUAAGCAGCAAUUUUGUAAUGUCAAAAACCAACCAGCUUUGGGGACUAUGGCUCAUUGUAUAAUCCAAGGGUAUAAUGAAACAAAGUUGGCCAAACCGGUGAUGAAUUACUUUAUUAAUCUGUGUAAAAAGUACAAUCUUACUGCUGAAAAAGUUAAUGCAGCUUACUUGAAUGCUAGCGACUAUUUGGUAGAUGUGUCUGAAGUGGAAAAUUUUGAUAAGAAGAGUUUGUUCAGCUACCCACUUAAAUUGAAAACGAAAAAAAUUAAAAAGGCCUAUGAAUCAAACUAUACUAGAUAUAUUAAUAUUAAUUAUGCAACCUGGUUUAGCACUGCUUUACUUUCUUACUGGUUUUUCGUUAUCUUUCUCGCUGGUACAUGCAACUUAGCUUACUUCAUAUGUCCUGUAAUUAUUAACAAGCUUUUCAACGGAAAAUUUUCCAAGGCAUUUAGAAGGUAUAUUUCACUUCCAGCUUUGUUAGGAAAGACACACGCUGCCCCGGUCACUAUUUUCGAUCGUUUUAUUUGGCUAUUGCCAACCAGAUUGGAAUCUAUAGUGGUCAUGGCUUGGUAUGUAUUGGCUAUUGCAUUUAAUAUCUCGCACGUUGAUCAUACUGCUGAUAAUUUUAUUUGGAAUUCCAAACAAGCUGAAAUGGGAAGAAAAGUUGCAGAUAGGUCUGGCAUUAUUUGUACAUUCCUUAUACCUCCCACUAUCCUAUUUGCAGGUAGAAACAACUUUUUACAAUGGAUUUCCGGAUGGCAAUUCUCCAGAAUGGUUAUAUUUCAUAAAUGGUCAGCAAGAGCAAUGUUUUUGACAGGAGUUGUCCAUACAGUUGCGAUGUCAUUUUCAGGUGUUGCUCUAGGAAAAUUUGUAAGUCGUAAUAAAAAGCCUUAUGUGAUUUGGGGUUACGUUGCUAUUGUUGCAGGCUUAAUUUUAAUGUUCCAAUCAUUUGCCAUGAUCAGAAGAAAAUACUAUGAAGUUUUCAUCGGAACCCAUAUAUUAUUUGCCAUCAUUUUCGUUAUGGGAGCUUGGAUCCAUACUAAAGAUGAAGGGUAUGAAAACUUUUUCUUUGCUGCUGCUGCAGUGUGGGGUUUGGAUAGAGCUCUCAGAUUUGGAAGGUUAUUUGCUUUCGGAGUUCAGACUGCAUCAGUUGAAUUAGUAGCUGGGGAAACCCUAAGAGUGACAGUUCCACGACCAAAAUACUGGAAACCAUUCCCAGGCUGUCAUGCUUUUGUUCAUUUUUUUAAACCAACAUGCUUUUGGCAGUCACACCCAUUCACAAUUGUUGACUCUGUCACCGAGGCAAAUUCAAUCACUUUUUAUAUGAAGAUCAAAGGAGGUAUGACACACAGUUUGUGCAGAUUCGUGGCCCAGCAGCCAAACAAAACUACUAAUAUAAAGGUUUCAGUUGAAGGGCCAUAUGGAACUAGAUUACCACUUGAUAGAUUCAAAAAUGCAAUCUUUUUUGCUGGUGGUAACGGAAUUCCAGGUCUAUACUCUGAAGCUGUUCAUUUGGCCAAUAACGGAAAGUCAAAUGUAAAGCUUUACUGGAUUAUUCGUAAUUGGAUAUCUAUCGAAUGGUUUUAUACGGAAUUGAAGAAGCUUGAGAACACGAGGGUUCAGCCAAUUAUUUACAUUACUCAACCGCAGGUUGAAUCAUUUUCUUCAACUACAAUUGAUUCUGAAGAGGACUCAGAGAAGGGAGGCUCAGAGAACGAUGUUAAUAAAAUUUCUAUUGAAGGCUCUACAACUGACUUUGAUCACUCCUGCUUUAGUAAGUUAAGAACUGAUUUAAGCUUCAUUAAAUUUUGCGAAGGUAGACCUAAUAUUGAAGAGAUUGUUCUACAAGAACUAGUGGAAGCUGAAGGUUCCACUGGGAUCGCUGCUUGUGCUCAUGGUUCAAUGCUUGAUGACCUAAGAGUUGCCAUCAUAAACAACUUAGACACUUCAAAGGACAGAGUAGAAUACUAUGAGGAACUUCAGCAAUGGUGA